AUGAAUGAAUUGAAAAGCAGAUCAUAUAAAAUUGUGGGAAAAAUUGAAUUAACCAAAGAUCAAGAUGAAAAAUUGAAUACAUAUUAUCUUAUACAAUGGCAAGAUCAAUCUGAAACUACUAUUGAGAAUCGUGUAUCUCUUUAUGAUGGUGAAGAUAGAAUAGCUGAAUUUGAAGCAAAAUCAACACUUAAUCAUUUUCUAAUUCGCGAUAAACUUUUAGAUAAUGAUACGAUUACUAGCAAAGAAGCUACUAAAUUAAUUCAAAUACUUAUGAAAUACGAUGUAUAUAAAGACAAACUUGUUGAUAGUGAUAGUUCAGCCACAAAUCUUUGGCAGGACAGUGAGUUACCAGUAACAAACAAACAAAAUGGUAAGGAAACUUCUCUCACAUCUGAUUCUAAAAAAAAUGAUAGUGUAAUGGUUGAUUCUAAUCAACUUUUAAAUUGUACUAAUAGUAACCAAGCAACAAGUAAUCUUACCGAUGAAAUUCAAGUAAGUAAUACUCAAAACGAUUCGGAUAUGGUAUUGUCACCAAAUGAAGCAAAUUGUAGCAAUAACAUCAAUGGAAAAGAUGAAGAUAAUAUGGAUUUAGAUGAUAGCGAUUCUUCUAUUGGAAUAGAGAAUUUUACCGAGAAAUAUGAUAAUUCUCCUGACUCACAUUGUGAUUUUAGUGAUCUCGAAGAACCUGUUGCUAUUGGAAACUACGAAGACUGGCAAUUGAGGUGGUGGGAUUUAAUUAUAAAAGAUGAAAAAAAAUCUGAAAAAAGAAGAGACUGGGAAGUUUUAGAAAUAAUUAGUGAAUUAGAACGGGAUUCUAAACACUACUUUAUUGGUUAUGAUACAACAACUAAAUUAUUGUCAUUUAUUGAAGAUCAUGAAGUUCCAGAUUUCAAAAAAAAAGAAAUUGAAAUACUAAGAAAAUUUCAACGAAGAUAA
Messenger RNA from Strongyloides ratti, 936 nucleotides. RefSeq lists its product as hypothetical. The record is from RefSeq and is a predicted model, not a curated record. The coding region runs from base 1 to 936 and encodes 311 amino acids. NCBI's taxonomy places the organism in Eukaryota, Metazoa, Nematoda, Chromadorea, Rhabditida, Strongyloididae. The transcript is spliced from 3 exons.